CCAGCUCCAUGCACAUUCCAUGAGACAAACCUUAGCGUGCCCAUAGUUGUGUGUUUGUGGCUAAUGACAUAUGCUGUGUGUCUUGCUUAGACGGGUGAGGAAAAUGGAAACACAUCAUUUUCUUUUUUUUUUUUUUUUUUUUUUGGUAAAUAGAGAGAAGAAAAUGCGCAGCGUGAAGCUCCAUAGGUCUGACUAUGUGUGUGCAUAAUAACUAAAAUGAGCAAAUGUGUGCGUGUGUGUCCUAUAUCUGUGUGCACUGUGUGGCUGUUGUAAAUGUGUUGCCUUUAAACGCAUGUGUGUGCGUGAUCGUGCAGAGUGAGCAUGUAGAAAUAGACAGUGUCCUUUGUGGAUGGAUAGGGAAACAGGUGAUCGACAUAGUGAAAGAAAAGAGAAGCAAGGAAACCAAAGAGCAAGUGGUGACAGAGGAGAAAAAAGCUUGGGAGGAAGCAGUGGAGUACUGCAGGGAGCACCAUAAUGACCUGGCCAGUGUGGCAUCAGAGACUGAGAUGAUGCUGAUCCAGAAAGAGCUGAAGAAACAUAACACCACUGAACAUGUCUGGAUUGGCUUGCGCUUCUUGUCCAGAGACUGGCUGUGGGUGGACGGAGAGGAGCUGGACUACGAGGCCUGGGUUGAAGGGGGAAAACCAUUGUGUCCGCACCCCAAGAUGAAGUGUGCAGCCCUACAGGUGACAGAAGGGAGUCUGGGUGUCUGGGAGGCGCAUGAUUGUGAGGAGAGACGCAAUUUUAUUUGCUACUGAAGUUGUUUACUUUUCAAGAUAAAUUUUAAUAACAUUUUUGUUUAUUGUAGUUACUACAGUUUGGUCAUUUAUAUCACCUGUUUCAUUUCUGUCUUGUCAAAUAAUUAUGUA
Molecule: messenger RNA, 869 nt
Organism: Oreochromis aureus
Lineage: Eukaryota; Metazoa; Chordata; Actinopteri; Cichliformes; Cichlidae
Product: dromaiocalcin-1-like
Exons: 2
Coding region: 225-758 (177 amino acids)
Source: RefSeq, a predicted model, not a curated record